Messenger RNA from Daucus carota subsp. sativus, 1378 nucleotides. Its product is annotated as long-chain-alcohol O-fatty-acyltransferase-like. Lineage: Eukaryota; Viridiplantae; Streptophyta; Magnoliopsida; Apiales; Apiaceae. The record is from RefSeq and is a predicted model, not a curated record. Gene Ontology annotation, biological process: lipid metabolic process. The transcript has a single exon. The coding region runs from base 54 to 1130 and encodes 358 amino acids.
UCAUCAAUACCCUGUUUUUGAGAAUUCCUUGUGAAAAAACCCGAAAGGCGCAUAUGGAAGGGGAGCUGAACAACUUUGCAAUGGUAUGGAUCACAGUCUUGGCUUCCCUGUGCCAUUGUCACACUAUAGCCAAGUUCAUUCCUAAAGGCACCGCUAGAUUUCUAGCCAUUCUUCCUAUAUCGAUCCUCUUCAUAUUCCUCCCUCUCAACCUUACCACAGUUCAUCUUGGCGUCAUAUCUUCUUUCUUUAUUGCAUGGUUAGCCAACUCGAAAAUCCUCCUCUUCGCCUUCGGCCAAGGCCCUUUAUCCACCACUCCGCCAAUGCCAUUGUCACGCUUCCUUCCCCUAGCUUGUCUUCCCAUUAAAAUACAUGUUCAUCACUCAAAUAAUAAACAUUUUAAAGAAACCUCGGCUGUCCAAAUACGUCAAAAACAAAUUAAAUCAUCUUUAAAUUGCCUUAUAAAGAUUGGGCUUUUGGGUGUACUAAAGAAAAUCUAUGGCUAUAGACAACAUUUUCAUUAUAAGGUUAUGACAUCUUUAUAUUGUCUACAUUUAUAUUUAAGUGUGGAGUUGAUGUUUGCUAUGUUAGCGGCUUUAGCUCGAAUACUAAUGCGAGUAAAAUUGGAGCCGCAGUUUGAUGAGCCUUACCUUGCAACUUCUUUACAAGAUUUCUGGGGCAGAAGGUGGAAUCUAAUGGUUUCCGAUAUUCUAAAGCCUAGUGUAUUUCAACCGACCCGAGAAAUUUUCUCGGGUCUAGUUGGGCGAAAAUGGGCUACAUUUGUUGGUGUAAUUGCUACAUUUUUGGUAUCAGGUCUAAUGCAUGAGUUGUUUUUUUACACUUAUGGAAGACAGAAGACGCGGUGGGAAGUCACGCGUUUCUUUCUUCUUCAUGGAGUGUCUUUAAGUAUUGAAGUGGUAGUGAAGAAGAUGGUAAAAGGGAAAUUCCGGCUUCCAGCAAUGGUUUCGAGACCUCUGACCAUAAUGUAUGUUGUGAUUACAAGCUGUUGGUUGUUCUUUCCGGCAUUUUUGAGGGGAAAUGCAGAAGCAAAAGUGUGUAAUGAGUACCGUGCUUUUCUUGAGUUUGUUCAAAAUGGAAGAGUUAUCAGCCCAAAUGUUUUGUCUUGCACGUAGUUUCAUGUUAGGGUUUAUGUAGUUUGUUUCCCUACGAAACAAUCAGCAUAUUACUAUGUUGGUAAUGGUAGUUUUCGUGACACUUACUCUACUUGUGGUUGCAUUUAAACAUUUGGAAUCAUAGUGUCUGUUUGGGCACCAAAGCUUUCAGCUUUUUGUGUUAAAAGGUGACUUCUACUUUUCUUGACCGGUUUGUAUAAAAAGCUAGAAGUACUUAUAAGAACCUGAGAAUGUUAACUUUUCUUUGA